Molecule: messenger RNA, 351 nt
Organism: Lodderomyces jiufengensis
Lineage: Eukaryota; Fungi; Ascomycota; Pichiomycetes; Serinales; Debaryomycetaceae
Product: cupin domain-containing protein
Exons: 1
Coding region: 1-351 (116 amino acids)
Source: RefSeq, a predicted model, not a curated record
AUGCAAUACCACCCAAAAGCCGAAGGUAAACAAGCUGACAUUCCAUUACCAUCACCAGGUAACAAUGCAUUCAUGAGAGAUAUUUUCACAUCAGAUGCACCAGAAGGUAAAAAAAUAACUGCCGGUUUUUACAGACAAGAAGCUGGUGAAGAAUUAGAAUUUGUUUAUGAAUUCGAUGAAAUGAAAAUCAUUAUUGAAGUUGAAGGUGAAUUAACUUUAACUGACGAAACUGGUUUAGUUGUUAGUGCUAAACCUGGUGAUGUAUUUUAUUUCCCAAAAGGUUCUAAAGUUGUUUUCAAAAGUACUGGUUAUGGAUUAGGUUUCUUUACUGGUUUAAGAGAUGCUUUAUAA